This is a messenger RNA of Mesorhabditis spiculigera, 906 nucleotides long. The record is from the annotation of a GenBank genome assembly. NCBI's taxonomy places the organism in Eukaryota, Metazoa, Nematoda, Chromadorea, Rhabditida, Rhabditidae.
AUGUCCGCCGGGGAUACAGCGCAAGACAAGGGCUUCAUAAAGGAUUUGGAUGGAUGGGUCGAGCAGCUGUACGAAUGCAAGCAGCUUACCGAACUCAACGUCAAACAACUUUGCGAGAAGGCAAAAGAAAUUCUUGAAAAGGAAUCUAAUGUACAAGAAGUCAAAUGCCCGGUAACCGUUUGCGGCGACGUCCACGGUCAAUUCCACGAUCUCAUGGAGCUAUUUAAGAUGGGUGGCAAAAGCCCUGACACCAACUACUUGUUUAUGGGCGACUAUGUUGAUCGCGGGUACUACUCGGUCGAGACUGUUUCUCUACUUGUUUCCCUGAAGGUGCGAUACCCGAGUCGCGUGACGAUCCUCCGAGGCAACCACGAGUCUAGGCAAAUUACCCAGGUCUAUGGUUUCUACGACGAGUGCCUGCGGAAGUACGGCAAUUCCAACGUCUGGAAGUACUUCACGGACCUCUUCGACUACUUCCCCCUCACCGCCCUCGUCGACGGGCAAAUCUUCUGCCUCCACGGUGGUCUGUCUCCCUCGAUAGACACCCUGGACCAUAUCCGGGCGCUCGACCGUAUCCAAGAGGUCCCCCACGAAGGCCCGAUGUGCGACCUCCUCUGGUCCGACCCCGAUGACCGAGGCGGCUGGGACAUUUCGGAGACGUUCAACCACUCGAAUGGGCUAACCCUUAUUUCCAGGGCUCACCAGCUUGUCAUGGAGGGCUACAACUGGUGCCAUGAUCGCAACGUCGUCACCGUCUUCUCGGCGCCAAAUUACUGCUACCGCUGCGGCAACCAGGCGGCAAUGGUCGAGCUCGACGACGAACUGAAGUACUCUUUCCUGCAAUUCGACCCGGCACCGAGACGCGGCGAGCCACACGUCACUCGUCGUACGCCCGAUUAUUUCUUA